AUGUCUAACGCGAGCUGCAUUUCAUUAUCUGCCUUUCUAAUAAUAUCUUUUUUUCUUUCCCCUCCCCAGCCUUCUCCAGAGACAACUGAAAUAGACCUAGAUGGAGGAAUUGAUCAGGACAUCUUCGACAUAAAUGAAGCUUUAGGACUAGACCUUUUUGAGGGAGACAUCAAACUUCCUGUGGAUCGAAACUCCAUCAUUGGUGACAACUAUCGGUGGCCCCAUGUCAUCCCUUACGUCCUUGAGAACAGCCUGGAAAUGAAUGCUAAGGGAGUCAUCCUCAAGGCAUUUGAACAAUAUCGACUGAAAACCUGUAUUGACUUCAAACCUUGGGAAGGGGAGAAGAAUUACAUAUCUGUGUUCAAAGGAAGUGGCUGCUGGUCGUCAGUGGGAAACCUGCAAAUGGGCCUGCAGCAACUCUCCAUUGGAGCCAACUGUGACAGGAUUGGGACAGUCCAGCAUGAGUUCCUGCACGCCCUGGGAUUCUGGCACGAGCAGUCUCGGUCUGACCGGGAUGACUAUGUGACCAUCGUCUGGGACAGGAUUCAGUCUGGUAAAGAACAUAAUUUCAAUAAAUACGAUGAUAACAGAUCAGACUUCCUGAAUGUUCCCUAUGACUACAAUUCUGUGAUGCACUACAGCAAGACUGCAUUCAAGAAUGGAACUGAUCCCACCAUCAUCACCAACAUACCAGACUUCAUUGAUGUCAUAGGACAGAGAAUGGAUUUCAGUGAGUACGACCUAAAGAAACUGAACCGGCUCUACAACUGCACCUCCUCCCUAAGUUUCAUGGACACAUGCAGUUUUGAACUUGAAAAUAUAUGUGGCAUGAUCCAAAGUUCAGAUGAUAACAGUGACUGGCAGCGUUUGUCUCAGGUUCCUGCUGGGCCAAAUACUGAUCACACCAAUAUGGGAGAAUGCAAAGAUUCUGGCUACUUCAUGCAUUUUGACACCAGUGCUGGAGGAGAAGGAAGCACAGCUGUCCUGGAGAGCCGAAUUCUGUAUCCCAAAAGAGGUUUUCAGUGCUUGCAAUUCUAUUUAUAUAACAGUGGUAACGAGAAUGACCGGCUGAAUGUCUGGGUCAGGGAAUACACGUCAGCCAAUCCAAAUGGCACUCGGAGAUUCAUCAAAGAGAUAAAAGGUUCACCUGGGACCUACUGGCAGCUCCAUCAUGUUUCUUUGAAUGUCACCAGUAAAUUCCGGGUUGUGUUUCAAGGCGUGAGAGGAAGUGGCUUAUCAAGUGGAGGCCUCUCUAUUGAUGACAUCAACUUGUCAGAAACUCAGUGUCCCCACCAUGUCUGGCAUAUCAGAAAUUUCACGCAUCUCCUCAACACAAGUCCAGCAGGAAAAAAGGGAAUAAUAUACAGUCCACCUUUUUAUUCUAGUGAAGGAUAUGCUUUUCAGGUCAGCUUGUAUGUAAAUGGUACUGCUGAUAACCCAUUUAAUUUAGGAAUAUACUUGUCCUUGAUUUCUGGAGCAAACGAUGAUCAUUUGAAAUGGCCCUGUCCAUGGCAACAAGUUACCAUGAUCCUGCUUGACCAGCAUCCUGAUAUUCGUCAACAGAUGUCAAACCAAAGAAGUGUAACAACAGACCCUGAGAGGCUUUCAGAAUCCUCAUCAAACUAUACUUGGGAUAGGCCAGAUAAAGUAGGAUCCGAAGCAACUUUUCCCAAUGGAACUAAAUACAUGAGAGGUCCAGGAGUUGGAACAAGUGCAUUUUUAACUCAUGAGAGACUUAGAAGCCGCAACUUUAUCAAAGAAGAUGGUGUUUAUAUUCUUUUAACAAUGGAAGAUAUAUCACAUCUCCUGUCAACUCAGCCGAGCAUUCCACCCCCUCUUGUUACAACUGCAAGUGCCACCACCACCACCAAAGCUGGGCCUGGCCCUACUGCCACCACCGAGCCCCCCAGGCCUGAGAUCACCAUCACCACUGCAUCCACCACCACUACAUCCACCACCACUACAUCCACCACCACUACAUCCACCACCACUGCAUCCACCACUGCAUCCACCACCACUGCAUCCACCACCAGCACCACCAGCCAGCCCGGAGAUCCAGAGGUUCCGGCCUUCUGCCCAAACAACCCCUGUGAAAACGACGGUGUCUGCGUCAUAGUAAACAGAGCGCCCGUGUGCAGAUGUCCAGCAGGUGACAACUGGUGGUACAUGGGAGAAAAGUGUGAAAGGAAAGGCUCAACUCAUGAAAAUACUGUAAUAGCUGUUUCUUCAACCAUAACUGUGUUUGUUGUAAUGCUUAUUGUCACCAUCACAACUGCAGUGUGCCUUAAAAAGAAAUACACACAAGGAAAGGACAAUAAGGAGAGUGUGACUCUAGAAGAAACUAAAACAUCCUUCUGAAGAUAAUGCAAACAAGCAUCAAAGACACAAGAUGAGCAUCACUGCAAAACCACAACUACGUCAUCACUCUUUCUGCUCCUUUUAUCUCUACCAUCAUGAUAAAAGUUUGUAAAGUCUGGAAAA
Molecule: messenger RNA, 2481 nt
Organism: Melospiza georgiana
Lineage: Eukaryota; Metazoa; Chordata; Aves; Passeriformes; Passerellidae
Gene: MEP1B
Product: meprin A subunit beta
Exons: 15
Coding region: 1-2358 (785 amino acids)
Biological process (GO): proteolysis
Cellular component (GO): membrane
Molecular function (GO): protein binding; zinc ion binding; metalloendopeptidase activity
Source: RefSeq, a predicted model, not a curated record